AUGGAUGUGUGCCACGUGUGCGACUGCAUCGCGCUGGUUCUGGAGGAUGCCCUCCGUGCACUGGGCUUUGCAAAGCCAAAGCAAAGUCCGCAACUGUCCUUGGCCCUUGCCGCGGGGUUUGCUGCUCUGCCGGGACCGUCAACGUCUGCCGCGCAGGGCUUACCGGUGGCCUGGGCGGCCAUGGACCUGCAUGCCCUGGCGUGGGCGGCGCCGUGCAUGAUGCUCUUGAGCUCGGGGACCAUUUGGUGCAGGGCCCAGAGAUAUGAGGAGCCAAAGCGGCGGCUGGCGCAGAGUGCGUCCCAGGUGCUGCUGGCGUCCACAGCUGUGCAGCUUGGCGUUUGCACCCUGGACGCCGCAGACGUUCUUCAUCCCUGGGCGGCCUUGCGCCUGUCUUCGCCCUUCCUCGCGUGCAGAUUCUUGCAGGAUGUGGUGAUCCUGCCAUGGUGGACGCUUGCGCUUGGCGAAUCCAUGAACCAGCCACAUCAAGCCGCGCUCGCCUCCAUCUACAGCUCUGCUGGUGGGCUUUUCCAGCUCACUGCACUGCUUUCGGACCGGCUGCCUGCCAUCGUCACGUGCUUGGUCCCCGCGGCGUACUGCAUCUCAGCUGCCGCCGUCAAAGUGCUGCAGCUAGCUGCGCAUCGAGGUGUUGACAAAGGACUACAGAUGAGCAGCUUUCUGCUGGUCUUCUACAUGACGUCCAGCAUGACCAUGGAGGUCUUGGGGGUGUCGCAUCGGGUCAGCGAGGGCCAGAUGAUCGCGGAAUAUGCCGCGGUGGACCUGCUGUGCAAGGUCCCGAGCUGUCAUAUCUUUACCCGCUCCCUUGCUGGCACGAGUCAGCUCGACGAGCAGAUUGAAGAAGAGGAAGACGACUUCCGACUGUGUUCGAACGGUGCGGUGGGAUACUACAUUCGCAACGCUCAAGAUCAUGACACGUAUGGUCGCCUCUUCAAGUGGCUGAUCAAGUGCAUCAACACCUCGUUGUCGGACGCCAACGCCAAGAAGUCGGGGCAGUUCUUCGGGGUGCUGGACAUCGCCGGCUUUGAAAGCUUCGAGCAGAACUCGCUGGAGCAGCUGUUCAUCAACCUCAGCAACGAGCACCUGCAACAGCAUUUCAACAACCACAUCUUCAAGAUGGAGUUGGACGACUACAAAGCCGAGGGCGUGAACGUCGGGGACGGACUCAGCUUCAACGACAACUCGGACAUCGUGACCCUGAUCGAUUCCAAAGGCGGCAUUCUCUCGGUUCUGGACGAAGAGGUCGCGAUGCCCAAGGCAACGGACACGACCUUCCUGAACAAGGUGUUCAAGGCCCAUGAGAAGAACGCCCGGCUCAUCGUGCCCAAGAUCACCGGGGGCGGCAAGUUCGGGAUUCGGCACUUUGCGGGAGAUGAGCGCCUGGCAAGUUGUCAGGCAAGUUGCGAGCGCCUCGCCGAGCAGGGCUACGGCUAUGGCAUGCCCGACUUUGAGGCUUUUGUGCAACGCGAGGUGGGUGCGCGCCUGCGAGGGGACGCGUAUCUGGACUAUGCGGCGGCAGGGCUGUACACCAAUACGCAGAUCGAUGCGCAUGCGCGUGACCUCAAGGAGAACCUCUAUGGGAACCCACACUCGCUGAGCUCUUCAGCUCAACGCAGCUCUGACUCUGUGGAGAGCGCGCGCACGGAGGUGUUACGCUUCUUGGGCGCCUCGCCCGAGGACUACGAAGUGGUCUUCACGCGCUCCUGUACUGAUUCCCUGCGACUCGUGGCUGAUUCGUUCCCCUGGAGGAACGGCUCGGAGUACAAGUACCUGCUGCAGAACCACAACUCCGUGCUGGGGAUUCGGGAUGUUGCCCGGGAUGCUGGCGCGGCAGUGUCGGUGGUGACGGAGGAGGAGGUGGAAGAUUGGCUGAGGCUGCCAGAGAACAUCGAGAAUGCCACUGAGGCACCGCUCUCCCUGUUCGCCUACCCGGCGGAGGAGAACUUUGCGGGCCGGAUCUUCCCACUUUCGUGGUCUCAGACGCUCGCGAGGCGAGGAAGCUCCGGGCUGGGCCGCUGGCGGGUGCUCUUAGACGCGUGCAAGUUCGCAGCCAGCCACCCACUGAACCUCACCGAGGCGCAGCCGGACUUCGUCACGCUGAGCUUCUACAAAGUCUUCGGCUACCCCACCGGCAUCGGCGCCUUAAUUCUGCGCUCUCAGGUGGCCCAGGAGCUGAGGAAGCACUACUGGGGCGGCGGCACCGUCUCCGUGGCCGGCGCCGGGCGCACGAAGAACGAAGAGCUCCGAGUCUUCAAGGGCCGCGCCGCUGAGAAGUUCGAGGACGGCACCGUGGCCUUCCUGGGCAUCUCCGCGCUGAAGCACGGCUUCGCGGCGCUGAAGGUCGUGGGGGGCAUGCACAAAGUGGAGAGGCACACCUCGGCGCUGGCCGGAGAGCUCCAUCGCCGGCUUCUGGAGCUGAGGCACGGCGACGGCAGCCCAGUCAUCGCCAUGUACAGCCGCGAGCCCGGCAUCGACGAGACGCGGCCUCAGGGCCCGGUGGUGAACUUCAAUGUGCUGCGUGCAGAUGGCACGCUGGUGAGCCACAUCGACGUCAUGGCCUCCGCUGCCGAGGCGGGCCUCCACCUCCGCGCGGGCAUGCACUGCAACCCCGGGGCCGCUGCCGCGAUGCUGGGCCUGCCGCCGGAGGCCAUCGCCCAGCUGGCGCAGGACUCCGCCAUGAAGGGCUGCGGCCUGGGCCCGGCGUUUGUGAGGUGCGCCGCUAGCGCGGUGGAGCGCUCCUUUGACCACAGCUGCGGUCAUCUCUACACAGGCCACGUGUCUCAGCCGCUCUUCGGUGAGCCCAUGUUGGAGAUGCCCUCGGGCUCCGUGCGCGUGAGCCUGGGGUAUUUGAGCAUCUACGAAGACAUCCAAAAGCUGAUUCGCUUCCUGCGUCGCCGAUAUGGCGAAUGA
Effrenium voratum is the source of this 2925-nucleotide messenger RNA. The record is from the annotation of a GenBank genome assembly. Lineage: Eukaryota; Dinophyceae; Suessiales; Symbiodiniaceae.